AUGCUCGUCUUUUUUGUGUUCUUGGCUGGAUUAACUGGUUCCGCAGCGUUGUGUAAUGUUGCUGGCACUAUUGCCGACUCGUUUGGUGACGGCGCCGCUGCUGGUCAAGGAAUGGCUCGUAGGUUGUUGUGGUUGUCUACGAGCGUUGGGCCGUCCCUUGGAGGUCCGGUUGGUGAACGGUUCGCUGAGAAUCCACAAAUGGGAUACCCCUGCCAGAUUGAUGUUACCAUUGGUGCUAUAUAUGCUACAGGCGUGGCACUGCUCCCCGAGACACUUGCAGGUGUUGUCAUUCCCAGGACGGGCAAACAGAAGGAUGGCGUCGAAGUGGAAUUGCCCAUGUCGCGCAGGAUCGUUCUGGAUGGCGCUAUCUCCGCGUUUACUAUGGCCCUUAAGAUCAUGAUCACUGAACCCAUCGUCCUCUCCUUAGGCUUAUACAACGAUCGGUUCUGUGCAUUUCCAAACAGCCAAGAAUUAGCUGAUGGUCGAUAUAUGGGCGGCAGCCUCACAUUCUUGAACUUCGCAGCCGCUGGGGUGAUCUCGUUCGUCUUGUUCGUGCCGGCUUGUCAGACGGGGUCGCAAGAAGAACGGCGGGAAAAUUCGUCCAGAGUCUCGUUUUUUGGGCUCCCUAGCCGUGUGCGGGCCCCUACAUACGGUCGACCUCCAGAGCUUCUCGACUGAAAUGGCUUGGUUUUCCAGUGUAUGGAACUUUCCCAUUUCAUUGUUCUGGUUCGCAUGGACGUCAGCGCCUGGCUUGGGACACACCUCGUACUGGAGCCCUGUCAUGGCCGCAAUUGCCCUCCUUGGUAUUGUUAACCCAUUUCUCUG
Messenger RNA from Cantharellus anzutake, 825 nucleotides. RefSeq lists its product as uncharacterized. The transcript is spliced from 6 exons. Lineage: Eukaryota; Fungi; Basidiomycota; Agaricomycetes; Cantharellales; Hydnaceae. The record is from RefSeq and is a predicted model, not a curated record. Bases 1 to 678 code for a protein of 225 amino acids.